Molecule: messenger RNA, 1267 nt
Organism: Phoenix dactylifera (date palm)
Lineage: Eukaryota; Viridiplantae; Streptophyta; Magnoliopsida; Arecales; Arecaceae
Source: RefSeq, a predicted model, not a curated record
AUGGUGUAUGUUUUUGAUAGAACACUUGAUGAGAGGGUGAUGAAUAGAAUAGCUAAUCUUAGGCUUAUGAUAAUGGAGAGUGAUCAAAUUUGUAUUGAUCAACUUAGAAUGGAUAGGAGGGCAUUUUGGAAGCUUUGUGAAAUGCUUAAAUCGAUUAGCAAAUUGGAAGGGAAUAGAAAUGUUCAAGUGGAAGAGAUGGUUGCAAUAUUCCUUCACACCCUAGGCCAUCACUCAAAAAAUAGAGUUAUGCAAUUGUACUUUCGUAGAUCGGGUGAGACAGUAAGUAGGCAUUUUAAUAUUGUCUUGAAUGCUAUCUUGAGGCUACAUAGACACUUGCUAAAGAAUCCUGAGCCUGUCACAGAAAGAUCAACAGAUGAGAAAUGGAUGUGGUUUCCGAAUUGUCUAGGUGCAUUGGAUGGUACCCAUAUUAGAGUGCGGGUCUCGGAGAAGGACAAACCUAGAUAUCGAUCGAGAAAGAAUGAGAUUUCUACAAAUGUACUUGGCGUUUGCUCACAAGAUAUGCAGUUUAUUUACGUGCUACCUGGAUGGGAGGGGUCAGCACAUGAUAAUAGAGUCCUUAGGGAUGCCAUUUCUCGUAGAAAUGGAUUAAAAGUUCCGCAAGGCUAUUACUACCUGUGCGAUGCUGGGUACACAAAUUCUGAAGGUUUCUUAACUCCAUUUAGAGGUCAAAGAUAUCACCUCAAUGAGUGGAGACAUGGUCAUCAACCCACUACACCAGAGGAGCUCUAUAACAUGAGGCACUCAAAAGCUAGAAAUGUAAUUGAGAGAUGUUUUGGCCUAUUAAAGAUGCGAUGGGCAAUCCUUAGGAGCAAUACUUGGUACCCUAUUAAGACAAUGUGUAGGAUCAUUUCUGUAUGUUGUUUGCUGCACAACUACAUUAGAAAAGAGAUGUCUGUAGAUCCUAUUGAGGCUUUGUACAAUGAAGAGGAGUGCUCUCAUGGCAAUUUUCCACAGGAGCAGGGUGCAUAUAUUGAGUAUAUUGAGUCAUCUGCAUCUUGGAAUGCAUUCAGAGCUAAUCUUGCUGCCCAAAUGUUUGAAGAGUGGCAGCAUAAUAGAAUUUGAGAAAAAAUUGUGAUGUUUGUUGUGUUUAAUAUUUGGGGCUCUUAAUAUUUGUAUGAACAUUAUGUGUUAUGCUGUAAUCCUUGUUUAAUAUUUUCCUUGCUAUAUUAUAAUCUUGUGUUAUGUCAAAUUCUUACUUAAUAGUUCCCUUGUAUCCAUUCAUUUAGAUAAUGCAAAUGUAAGAUCA